Acanthoscelides obtectus is the source of this 1416-nucleotide messenger RNA. NCBI's taxonomy places the organism in Eukaryota, Metazoa, Arthropoda, Insecta, Coleoptera, Chrysomelidae. The record is from the annotation of a GenBank genome assembly.
CAAAUAGCAUUUUCUGUAUUUCAGGUGAAAUGUCACCCAGCACCAGAUGCUUUUAACCCCUGCGAAGAUCUUAUGGGUAACUGGGCGCUCCGUAUCCCAGUAUGGAUAGUUGCUUCAAGUGCCUGCGCAGGCAACCUGUUCGUCGUUCUGGUGAUCGCUACGUCCAGGUUCAGGCUAACUGUGUCCAAAUUCCUCAUGUGCAACCUUGCUGCAGCCGAUCUGUGCAUCGGUCUGCAUCUGUUGCUUAUUGCCGCUGUGGAUGCUUGCUCCAUUGGGGCCUAUUUUAACUACGCCAUCGACUGGCAAGAAGGUAACGGAUGUACCGUGGCUGGCUUUCUGACGAUACUCGGAAACGUGCUAUCCGUGUACACUUUAGCUGUGAUCACUACGGAAAGGUGGUAUACGAUUACAUGGGCGAUACAUCUCAACAAGCGUUUGAAACUUCGUACUGCCGUUCGAGUAAUGGGAGCAGGUUGGGCUUGUGCACUGACGAUGGCAUCUCUGCCCCUGCUAGGAGUCAGCGGGUACUCUAAAACGAGUAUAUGUCUGCCCCUGGAGAACAACGACCAGGCAGAUGCUGUCUAUCUGUCCACACUUCUGGCUUUCAACGCUAUCGCCUUUGGACUUAUAUGCGUUUGCUAUGGGAGUAUGUACAGAUCUAUAAGGGAAGGUCGACGUACUGGCUCAACUACCUCCGUCCGCAGCGAUCUGACAGUGGCCAAGCGCAUGGCCCUUUUGGUCUUCACAGAUUUCGCCUGUUGGGCGCCAAUAGCCUUUUUUGGUCUAACAGCACUCCUAGGAUAUCCACUUAUUACAGUCACACAAACCAAAAUCCUCCUGGUCUUCUUCUAUCCGCUUAACUCAUGUGCCAAUCCCUGCUUGUACGCGCUACUGACGCAGCAAUAUAGGAGAGAUUUCUUCAUUCUGAUGGGACGAUAUGGUCUCUGCAAAGAUAGAGCUGAAAGGCACAAAGGAGCUAUUGGAGGUAAGCCGCUUCCAUAUAGUGCAGCAGCUCAGUAUCGGAGAACGGGUGGUAGCGGAGGCACGGGAGGGAUAAUUGUUGAAGGAAAUUGUGCGAAAAAGGCUACAGGUAACAAUCAUCGAGGUUCCACUAUGACAACAAUGGUAUCAGUCGAGUGCCCCAUAAUGAGAUGUAGCUCGAGGAACAGCAGUUCCAGAUUCAGACCGGAAUCGAUCAUCGCUAUGUCAGAGUUCACCACCAUCAAACAGAUUAACAACUAUCACGAAUGUCAUAAAAUAAAUUCGGAAAAUUUGUAAUUGAUGGUACAGCACUGUAAGAUUAGAUGAGGCAUUGUCCAAACAAUAGGCUAGUUGAUACUUUUUUUAAGUAGAUCUUAAAUAGCUAAUACUUUUUCUAUUAGAUUACGCUUUUUCAGACCUUAAGAACCGUGAAGC